UAAUCUCAGUGGUUUUGCAAGCCUCCUUUCCCAGACAGCUCAUUACAAAGAAAUCAUUCAUGUCUUUUAAUUCAGAAGCAGCUGUUUUCACAUGUAAUCUGCAAUGUUUUACAACCUUCCUUUGCCAGAAACAGCUCAUUACAGGCGAACAAUUCGGUGUAAUAAUAAUACAAAUUAAUAAUACAAUGUAAUGUAGAACUCUUGAGCAAACUAGUGGAGGUCAGCUUUUCCUACCUGAUACAAGCACUAAAACACCUAUUUAGCUCUAUCCCUGCGGUACUAAACUGUAUUCACGUACUUGUUUGGUACACGGAGGAGAAAGUGCUGUCGGACCUAUUAUUCAGCUUCCAGUUCUCGUGUAUUUGAUACUUAGUGGGUAUGUGUGACUAUUAGAAGAGACAUCAUGUUGCCUGCCUUCUGGAUACUUGUGAGGACGUAUGCACCAUAUGUUACUUUUCCAGUGGCGUUUGUUGUCGGAGUAGUUGGCUACAACAUGGAAUGGUUUAUUCGGGGGAAGCCACAGGAGACCAAGGAAGAACAGAGCAUUUCUGAGCAGCGAGAGGAGAGAAAGUUGCAGGAGAUCACUGGUAAAGAUCCAACUGAGUUUGUGAGCCUAAAAGACAAAUUGGAGUUUACUCCACGUGCCGUACUGAACAGAAAUAGACCUGAGAAGAAAUGGGACUGAUCGAAAUGUUUUCCACUGUUACAAUAACUGCACUUAAGAUAAAUGUCUUGUGAUUAGGUGCAGCUUUAGAAACCCUUAACAAAAGCCAUGAAUUUUGGUAUCUAAAAGCGCCUUUAUUCGCCAUUUAAUCGGUAUUGGACAACCAGGCAUUGCAUUUCAGUGUAUGCUGGAUCACUUCAGAUUCAUUCUUAAUCCUUAGAUGUUUCAGUAUACGAUGGUCGUUAUGUAAAACAUUGGUUGUAGCUCCCAGAGUGAUGGAAUAGCCUUUACAUACUAAGGAUAUGCCUGUAAGGAAUUUUAAGGAGGAGUGAUUUUUUUUCCCCCAAAGUGCUGCUUAAUGCCAUUUGUCUAGAGAAUAUUGGUGUGUGUGUGUGUGUGUGUGUGUGUGUGUGUGUGUGUGUGUGUGUGUGUGUGUGUGUGUGUGUGUGUGUGUGUGUGUGUGAGUGAUGGGACAUGACCAGACAAGGUCAACCCCCCCCCGCCCCCAUAAAGAUGGAUUACUUUCAGUUUCCACUUUCCUUUCCACUAAAUUCUGUGUGCAAGUCCGUGUUUUGUGUACAUGUCAUAUACUUGAAUUUUGUAAUAUUGCACAACUCAUUAAGCAUGUCAAACAUCCAUUAGUGGUCAUAACAUUUUGGAAUCUGUUUUAAAACCUGUGUUUAUCCCCAAAAAGACUCUAAAGUUUAUUGCCAAACUAAGAUGUUUGGACUUACUGGUGUGCAUUUGGUGAUAAAGUACACAUUCAGAAACUUGCAAUUCCAAUACUGCUUUGUGUAUGCAAACAAAUAUAGGCAAGACUGGAGCAUUAAUAUUAAUUGAAAAUCAUGGAACAGACCCAUUUGGUUUAUUUCAUCAGGAAUUCUAAAUGUUCUCAUUAGUUCUGUGUUACUCUUAAGAAUAUUAUCUUCAGUCACAUUUAACAACACUAUUUUGAAAACAUGAAAGAGGGAAGUAUUGGGAAGUUCUCAAAAACUCAUGAUCUGUAGAAGCAAAAGUAUCAGUCAGAUGUUAUAAUUAAAAUGAAAUUUUCUUGUUUUAGUUUUGACGUAAACUAUAUCUGUACCCUCUAACAAGUUUAAUCUCCUCCCACCUUCUGAAGUGAAUCUGUAUUUGAAAGACUUUAUUACAGCAUGGUGCUUUAUGUGCAAGAAAACAGUCUCUCACAUUCCCCGUCUUAAGAUUUGUUUUGAGAAAUACUGGACUGUGCUUGUUUUAUGAUUUGUAUUGCAGUUGCAGAUUAGUUUCAAGUUUUUAUGCCAACUUAGCAUUUUGUGCACUGCAAAAUAAUGUCUUUAAAGUCUCAUAACUGCUGAAUGGGGCUUUGAAAUAGCCAUUUUCCACAGUGAUGAUAUUCUUUUAAGGUGCUUUACAUAUAAAUGUAUUACUUUUUGUUCUUUUGUUUUUCUGUCCAGAUAAUGGAAACCAUAUAUAUCACACACACACAGCGUGAAGACUAAAGUUCCAUUUUUGUUGCAUCUACCUUUUUAAACAUCUUUGGUUUCUCCUCCAGAGUAGUAUGCUUAAACACUGAAGCAAGUACCACAGUAUUUCAGAUGUGCAAAUUGUUGUGUCUACCACGUAUUUCAGACGUCUAUUUAUGAAAAAAAAUUGCAAUUGCCAUCAGCUGUUACAGCCAGCAAUAGUCUCUCUGUAUGGGUUAUUUAACACUAGUCUUUGUGCCAUGUUUACCUGUAUUUCCAUGUUCAGCACCACUGCUGGGUCUGGUUUCAUGCUGUUGCAAACAGGCUUGAAAUGACAAGAUUGCCAGGCAAUGUCAUUUUUGGCACUUGUGGCUUUGAAUGACAUGUGAAUAGUCUAGUAGUAAAUGUGCAAUACGUUUCCUAUCCAAAAGGACUCCGAGUAGACAUGUUCACAUUUAGCUCCAUCCUUGGUGUUCAGUACUUCUAACAUCAUAGACUAAGCACAGUAAAAUGUAUUUGUCAUGUCCAUACAAUCAAACAAGGGAAAAAUGUAUCCUCAUCAUUGUCAUUAACCCCCCCCCCCUUUUUUUCCCCAAUUUCCUGCUUGGAGAUGGGGUGUAGCAUUAGCUGUCACUCUGUUUCUCAAUUAAAUGCCACUUAACUUCUUUUGUAGGUCUUCUCUCAUGCAAUCCAUCAAUCCAUCCCUUUUCCUCUUGCUUUCUUCCUGUCUCUCCCAUAUCAUCUUCACCAAAAUAAGAAAAAGAAAAAUUGUGUGCGUGUGUUUGUGAUAUAUGGAAAUAAAAAGGCACGUUUGUUAAAGCA
This is a messenger RNA of Protopterus annectens (West African lungfish), 2928 nucleotides long. RefSeq names its product small integral membrane protein 12 (gene SMIM12). NCBI's taxonomy places the organism in Eukaryota, Metazoa, Chordata, Ceratodontiformes, Protopteridae. The coding region runs from base 404 to 685 and encodes 93 amino acids. The transcript has 2 exons. The record is from RefSeq and is a predicted model, not a curated record.